Molecule: messenger RNA, 2143 nt
Organism: Glycine soja
Lineage: Eukaryota; Viridiplantae; Streptophyta; Magnoliopsida; Fabales; Fabaceae
Product: serine carboxypeptidase-like 42
Exons: 10
Coding region: 305-1768 (487 amino acids)
Biological process (GO): proteolysis
Molecular function (GO): serine-type carboxypeptidase activity
Source: RefSeq, a predicted model, not a curated record
UAUCUGCAUUCCAUCAUGCAUUUGGGUCUUACACUAUGCGAUUCUGAUCUUGGGGUAGGGUCAUGCCUUUUUGUUAAAGCAAACCCUGAACUCACGUGCCUCUCCUAUCCCUUAACAAAACACAUGUCCUUAUUAAGGACAAAUUAAAGUAUCAUAAUUAAUUCACUCAUUUUGACUUAGGAAAAAAAUCAUUUCUUACCUUUUUGAGAGAGAGAGAGAGAAGAGGAGCGGCCUAGAAUUAGCCUUUAGAGUACUUCAGUGUAUAUGUUCUUGCCUAUAAAAAAGAUAAAAGAUUUGUGAGAGAAUGGACAAAGGGUGGCUUUCAAGUGAGGGUGUUGUGGUAAUGGGUAGGUGUUGGUUAGUUGGGGUCAUAAUUGUGGUGGGGUGUGCUAGUUUUCUGGGCACUGUUGGAGUAGUAGAAGGGUAUCCAGCUGAGGAUUUGGUGGUGAAAUUGCCUGGCCAACCCAAGGUUGGGUUUAAGCAAUUUGCUGGAUAUGUUGAUGUAGAUGCCAAGCAUGGAAGGAGCCUCUUCUACUAUUUUGUGGAGGCUGAGCAAGACCCUCACAAGAAGCCCCUCACACUUUGGCUCAAUGGAGGUCCUGGAUGUUCCUCCAUUGGAGGAGGUGCUUUUACUGAAUUGGGACCCUUUUAUCCUAAAGGUGAUGGACGUGGUCUCCGAAGAAAUUCGAUGUCUUGGAAUAAAGCAUCCAACCUUCUUUUUGUGGAGUCUCCAGCUGGAGUUGGUUGGUCAUACUCAAAUACAACUUCAGAUUAUAAUUCUGGAGAUGCCUCCACUGCCAAUGAUAUGUAUUUGUUCAUGCUGAAAUGGUACGAGAAGUUUCCAUCAUACAUAACAAGGGAGCUGUUCCUUACUGGAGAAAGCUAUGCAGGACACUAUAUACCUCAAUUAACUAAUGUUUUAUUGGACCAUAAUGCUCGUUCAACUGGUUCCAAAUUCAAUAUUAAAGGAGUUGCUAUUGGAAACCCACUUUUGAGACUUGACCGGGAUGCACCUGCAAUUUAUGAAUACUUCUGGUCACAUGGAAUGAUUUCUGAUGAAAUUGGCCUUGCCAUUAUGAAUGAUUGUGAUUUUGAUGAUUAUGUCUAUGCAAGUCCUCACAAUGUUUCUCAAUUGUGCAACAAUGCCAUAUAUGAAGCAAAUCUCAUUGUUGGUGAUUAUAUAAACAACUAUGAUGUAAUUCUAGAUGUUUGUUAUACAUCCAUUAUGGAACAAGAACUCAGAUUGAAAAGGAUGGCAACUAAAAUAAGUGUUAGUGUAGAUGUGUGUAUAACUCUAGAAAGACGUUUUUACUUCAAUCUCCCUGAGGUCCAAAAGGCUCUUCAUGCAAACCGUACAAAUCUUCCUUAUAGCUGGUCCAUGUGUAGUCAUGUUCUAAACUACAGAGACACCGAUGGUAACAUCAACAUCCUUCCAAUUCUCAAAAGAAUAGUCCAAAACCAUAUCCCAGUAUGGGUUUUCAGCGGAGACCAAGAUUCUGUUGUGCCACUAUUGGGAUCUCGAACACUCAUUCGUGAACUAGCUCAUGAAUUGCAAUUCAAGAUUACAGUCCCAUAUGGGGCUUGGUUCCACAAAGGACAGGUUGGAGGUUGGGUAACUGAGUAUGGAAAUUUGUUGACCUUUGCCACUGUAAGAGGAGCUGCUCACAUGGUACCUUAUGCACAACCUUCAAGAGCACUUCAUCUAUUCAGUUCUUUUGUGCGUGGCAGGAGGUUGCCCAACACAACACGUCCUUCAAUUGAUGAAUAAGGAUGAUAGUUAUGCCAGUUGUGUAACAAAAAAGUGGCAUGCUCUGAUGACUUUUCUAAAGCCUAAAAGGCCAUAGAAAAGGAAAUGUGAAAGGAAAAAAAAGACUGUUUCGUUAUAAGUAACCAGCGAUUGUAUGGAAAGGAAAAUUAACGUGGAAAAAAAUUUGCAUUCCAUCGUACUUCUACUUCAUUUGGUAGCACAGAUUUCUUUGGCUUCAUUGUUAGGCGCCUUUGGGAUUCUAGUGAAAAAUUUAAGCAACUUUAUUUUUGUCAGUUAUCCUUAUCGCAACAAAUGCUUGUUUUGAAAGUUAUGUAUCAGCAUAAGGUUUGGAUUAUUGGUUAAAAUGAACAUUAAUUGAAGAGAAUUUAGUAGCAA